Molecule: messenger RNA, 4083 nt
Organism: Toxotes jaculatrix (banded archerfish)
Lineage: Eukaryota; Metazoa; Chordata; Actinopteri; Toxotidae
Gene: slc7a4
Product: solute carrier family 7 member 4
Exons: 5
Coding region: 155-2170 (671 amino acids)
Biological process (GO): amino acid transport; transmembrane transport
Cellular component (GO): plasma membrane
Molecular function (GO): amino acid transmembrane transporter activity
Source: RefSeq, a predicted model, not a curated record
CGGACGAUGCAUCCCUGCAACUUAUACUCGCCCCGGAGCUGCAGCACAGAUGAGCGAUUCUGAACAACUACGUUCAUCUUCAUAGACAGGUAAUGGAUCCAGUGUGAGUGUUACAACAUCGUCCUGCCCAGCUGGCCUGUCUAACUCCGUAACUAUGGCAACUUGUCCGAGAGGCUGCGCACCAGCGGUGCGCCUUUGUCAGAGACUGAACCGACUCAAGACACUGGAUGAUGACAUGAUGGCCACGUCUCUGAAACGUUGCCUCUCAACCCUGGACCUGACGCUGAUGGGUGUUGGUGGCAUGGUGGGCUCUGGGCUUUAUGUCCUGACAGGAACAGUGGCUAAAGACAUGGUUGGGCCUGCUGUCAUCAUAUCCUUCCUUUUUGCGGGUUUUGCUUCUUUAUUGGCUGCCUUUUGUUAUGCAGAGUUUGGAGCACGCAUUCCCAAAACAGGAUCUGCCUACAUGUUUACCUAUGUUUCUGUGGGAGAGGUCUGGGCUUUUCUCAUUGGCUGGAAUGUGAUUCUUGAGAACAUGAUUGGUGGCGCUGCUGUGGCACGUGCCUGGAGUGGCUAUCUGGACUCCAUUUUUAACCAUGCUAUCCAGAACUUCACUGAGACACACAUAAUGCAGUGGAACGUGCCCUUCCUUGCCCAUUACCCUGACCUCCUUGCAGCAGGGAUUCUAGUAGUUGCCUCGUUCUUCAUUUCCUUUGGAGUUCAAGUGUCCUCUUACCUCAACCAUAUCUUCGCCACCAUUAGUAUGGGUGUCAUCGUUUUCAUACUGGUUUUUGGCUUUGUGCUGGCUGAACCAGCCAAUUGGAGCCAGAGAGAAGGAGGCUUUGCACCUUUUGGGCUGUCUGGAAUACUGGCAGGCUCAGCCACGUGCUUCUAUGCAUUUGUGGGCUUUGAUGUAAUUGCAUCCUCAAGUGAGGAGGCAAAGAAUCCGCAGAAAGCUGUUCCCAUUGCCACUGCAAUUUCCCUUGGGCUGGCAGCAGUGGCUUACAUCCUGGUCGCCACAGUGCUUACACUGAUGGUACCCUGGCAUUCACUGGACCCCAACUCAGCUCUGGCAGAUGCUUUCUUCCGCCGUGGUUACAGGUGGGCUGGAGUGGUCGUGGCAGUAGGUUCUAUCUGUGCCAUGAACACCGUGCUGCUCUGUAAUCUCUUCUCCCUCCCUCGGAUUGUGUAUGCCAUGGCAGAGGAUGGAUUGUUCUUCUCCAUUUUUUCACGCGUCAAUCCCCUCACCAAAGUCCCUGUCAAUGCUAUAUUGGUGUUUGGAAUCCUCAUGGCCACCAUGGCUCUCAUCUUUGACCUGGAGGCUUUGGUUCAGUUCUUGUCCAUCGGCACACUCCUGGCAUACACCUUUGUAGCAGCGAGUGUAAUUGUGCUGCGCUUCCAGCCUGACAAAACCAGCUCCAAGGGAACCGCUUCCACAUCUCCGAACCCCAAUGCUGAGCCUUCCCCUGCCCCCUCAGAGUCUCAGACCAUAACUGAGGACAGUGGGGAGUUGAAGCAGUACGAGUCCUUUUCUGACAAACUCCAGUUGGUGGAGAGGCAGAAGACAAGAGAGCGGCGUGGGGUGGGGCAGCUGAAGGCUUACUGGGAACCCUACCUGGGCAGGCUGCUGGGGGACUGUGAGCCGGGCGAGGUGGUGGCCUUCUGUGUGCUGACUCUGAUAGUGAGCUCAGUAUCCCUCUGUGCCGUGCUUGAAUUUGGUAACAAACAGCUGCAGCUGCCGGUCUGGAGCUUCACAAUGCUGCUGGUGAUUUUUAGCUUAGCUUACAUCAUCAGCAUGGCGCUCAUAUGGGCUCAUGAGCCGCAAACCGACAGCAAAACAUUCCAGGUACCUCUGGUUCCAUUGACUCCAGGUGCCAGUAUCCUUAUCAAUGUAUUCCUCAUGAUGAAGCUCAGCCCUUUAACCUGGAUUCGAUUCACUGUGUGGAUUGCCAUAGGACUCCUUGUGUAUUUUGGCUAUGGGAUCUGGCACAGCAAGGAGGGCAUGCGGGAGCUGCAGCCCACAGACAUGGCCGCCCGGUACGUGGUCCUACCCAGCGGCAGCCUGGUAGAAACAGUGCAGUCCGUCCAGCCUGAUGGUCAAGUGGACGCCCCGGCGCACCACAUCAACGCCUCCACUGCCUCGACAGCUGAGGAGUAUGCAGGAAAGAGAUGAUGUGUGACCAAGCAUAGUCACCAUUACAACUGCCUGGUUUUAUCUGAUGUCUCCCACACAUACGCUGUACUAAUACUGGUGUACUCUCUGUAUCUCACUCCCUUUAGUGUGUGACUGGCCUGCCACAGUCUGUAUUCAUUGCUCUGCAAAUGUAAGCACACCACAGGAUGGGAUGCACGCUCUCUGUCUCAUUGUGAAGCAUAUUUGUAUAUCUUGUAAAACUCGAAUGUACAGUAGAGAGCUUUAUUACUGUCCUGUAAACUUCUUGCAUCAAAGUUGUGUUAUGUCCUUUAAGACCAGCUUUUUUCUUGCAACCUUGCCAGUUUGUCAGAAUCCAUGUGCUUGUAGGUUAUAAAUGGUGCUUUCUUUGUGAUAAUCUUUACUUUUAGUUGUGUAUUCUCAGUUAAUGAUUUUUUAACACAAAUCUGGAGCUGGAAAAUCAACAUUGACCAAAAAAUGUCAUUUUGUAGUUAACAAGAAAGAAGACAUCCCACUGCACAUUUGAAGAUAUCAUCUUGAGUACAAUAAGCAUCCAUUUGUUGCACAUUUUGUUAGUUAAGCAGAGGAAUGCACAGGCUUUUGUUAGUUUACAUUUUCGCGUUUUUCACAAACUCUCCACAGGAGAAACUACAGGCUCUGUUAAUGUGGAUCCUCUUAUAGACUGCCCUGCCUGUAGUGGCUUCUGACAAAUUAUUUAAUCCAGUGUGUUAAUAUAUGUAUUUGUUUCUCUGUUAUUCCUAUUUUUGCUCUCAUACAGAUCUCAUUAGCUUUACGUUUUUUGCAUACCUCGAUUAGUCUCCGUAAGUAAUUUGUGUUCACCUUUUAAUUGGCUGAGCAACACUUCAGUGCUUCACUUAAUCUAAAUCUCAUCCCAUGACCCUGUCCUCUUUUGUAUCACUGAUCUUGCACUUGUGCAGGUUUUUCUCACGCACCUUUAGACAGUAACUGUUUCCCCUCUCUCCCUGUUGGCAUGAGAUUAUAAGAAAUCAAAGCACAUAGAUUGUUUAGCUUUUAUUGACUUUUUAUAUUAUUAGAUUAGAUUCUAUUGCCAUAUCACUGAUUUCCCAAGAGAGAUAAUUAUAUUAUUGGAUAUAUAUGUUGAGCACAAACCUACUGAAUGGGACUUUUCACACGCAGGGUAAAAUACUGGCAGACAGGCAGAUAUUGGUGAUGUUAAGCCAGAGAUGGGCCUCCGUAAUCCCAGCAGAUUUGCAACAGUCCCUGUCGCCAGUCUGCAGCUUGACCUAGAUCAGCGAAAGGCACACAUGUGAGAACGCUCUUAUAAUAUACAGAUAACAUUCCCACAGCCUACAGUGUCAAUAAAUGAACAUGAGGCUUUGUGUUUUUUUUUUGUUUUAUACCCCAAACAUGAGUUUUUAUUCAGUUAUUCCUUUUUUUCAUUUCAGUUUGUAUUUGCAUGUGUUACAUAAGAAACCAAUGGCCUUAAACAUCUUGUAAUCAGUGCAGACUGACUUCCAAAGCUAAAGUGGUCUGAAUGGUUUAGCUGUUUAAUUUAUUUAUGUUAGAUUAAAACUAAAACUCUUAUACAGGACUCCAUGCUUUCUAAUUAUUAAACCAAAACACAAACAUGGGAGAGAAUAUACAGUAGGAAGCAUUUUGGCAUAGUUACAAAAUGUUCAAGAGGAUUUUGUACAACUUUGCACAUCAUAUGAAAACUAUUGUCUGGUAAUUUUGUGUCACAGUUAUGCUUUUGAUGUCGGGGCUGGUGGCAGAUAUGAAUACUGUGGUGCUUUUUUAAGCUCAACGUUUUCUCACCUCUUUCUCUGUCUUUUUUUGUGCCAGGAAGCACAAUUACAAAUAAUCCAGUUCUUUUCUUACUUCUGAAUAGUAUUGUACUCUGUACUUGCACAUUAAGGUCUCAGAUCUUUCCGUUAUCGUGUAUGUCUGUAUAA